UUAUGCCUAAUAGAGCCGCUCAAUUUGCGAAGCGAGCAAGCUGCGAGAUCGAUACCUUGAAUUAUAUAACUGAAAAAUGGAAUGGAAGAACGGUGGAUCGGCAUAAUGACGGAAUAUCCUAAAAGCGGAAUGCCGUUUUGUAUGAAGAAAAAUGUCUCAAAAAAUGGACUCGCAAUAAAAUAAUAAGAAGCAUAAGUAACAUUGUUGGGGCUCAGAGGAUAGGGGAACCAUAAGGCUUUUGAGCGAACCCCAGCAAAACUAUAUUCUUUCGCCAUUAUACAACCUCUAGUUCUUUCCAAUGCUCUAAAAAUUGUUUUAUAUCAGAAGCCAAAUGCAAUCUUUGAAUGUCUAUUUUUAUACAUUGAGUAUAAACGUUCUUAUUGUUACAAAAUACGGAGAGGUAUGUCUCUUCUGCUGUGAAAUUUUUUUUCAUUUAUCUUUUUUUUCAGAUAAACGUGACACUCAGACGAUAGCAGGCGACAAUUGGAACUCACUGUCAUCAGCUGUGCAGACUGGCAACUUUGCCAUCAUCGAGGAUAUGUUGUCACGUGGCCUGGAUAUCAACACAAAAAAUAACGAUGGUAAAACGGCUUUAAUUUUAGCUGCUUGGACUGGCAAAAUAGAUGCCGUAAAUUACCUCUUGGACAAAGGAGCUGAUCCCUUUAUUGAAGGCCACUCUGGCAUUACUCCACUGCACGCCGCUUCACAGGGUGGUAAUGUCACCAUCAUCGAGAGACUAAUGUCACGUGGUCUAGAUGUCGAUUCAAAAGAUAGUGGAGGGAGUACACCGUUGAUGUUGGCUGCAGCUUUUGGCAAGAUUGAAGCUGUGAAUUAUCUUUUAGACAAUGGAGCCGAUCCUUCUAUUAGAAACCAGUUAGGAAUAA
Molecule: messenger RNA, 884 nt
Organism: Pocillopora damicornis (cauliflower coral)
Lineage: Eukaryota; Metazoa; Cnidaria; Anthozoa; Scleractinia; Pocilloporidae
Product: putative ankyrin repeat protein RF_0381
Source: RefSeq, a predicted model, not a curated record